Molecule: messenger RNA, 4943 nt
Organism: Onychomys torridus (southern grasshopper mouse)
Lineage: Eukaryota; Metazoa; Chordata; Mammalia; Rodentia; Cricetidae
Gene: Ndst2
Product: N-deacetylase and N-sulfotransferase 2
Exons: 13
Coding region: 1803-4451 (882 amino acids)
Cellular component (GO): Golgi apparatus
Molecular function (GO): heparan sulfate N-sulfotransferase activity; deacetylase activity
Source: RefSeq, a predicted model, not a curated record
AACUGUUUUUUUUUUGGGGGGGGGGAAUUCGGCUCCUCCCAUGAUCUACACCUCUCCUCCUACAUCUCUUCCUCCCCUGCCAUUGAAUUUCGAUGCACGGUAAGCAUCGGCUUUGUUGCUCAGCUAGGACUCCAGCCCUGUCAGUUUUGCUCCGUCUCCUAGCUCUCCUGUGGCAAUUAGUUUUACCCAGGCCAAAGCCGAACGCUGUAAAUCAUCUCUCUGGAUUCUGAAGGACCUUGUCUCCACCUGUCCCACUGCGGUGUGUGCACUGGGAUGGGUGGUAGAGAGGUUGCCCGCUCUUAACCUCACUGUGAGCAGCUAAGAUAAAAAGGGGCUGAAAACUUGUGGUAGUCUGUAUGAGAAAAGGAGGCUGUCGAGUUUGAGUGCUUUAAAACUGUCUGUAGCUGGACUCCAUCCCUCACUGUCCUCCAGGCUAGCUCAGGCUAGCCCAUGCGCUUCUGGAGUGAGAACGUGGUAACACCACCUUGGUUAAUUCAGGAAGGAGGGAUAGAAAUGGAUAGGGAGAGUCUGGAGUCCGCUUUGUGGGUUUUCUUAGGUACUGGCAACUUUCUAUCUUCUCUCCUGAUUCUGGCAUGGGUGAAGUGAGGUAUGGGGUAAUGUUUUACAAGUGGUGUCAAGGAAAGUCUCCCAAGUUCUGGACUCAGAAGCUAAUAGAAUUUUUAACUCUCACCGGUUCCUAGUCGCUCCACCACAGCGUCCUCAUGACUGCAAGUUCGUUAGUACCGUUGGGUGUGAUAAUGGGUGUGACUGAUGUAGAAGAUUAAGACUCAUGAGUUUUCUCCUAUCUGAUGUUUAAUUGGAUCAUGAGACGUGCUAUCUGUUCCUUAUAGAGAGCCCACCAGAGCUCCUGCUCAUUGGCAAACUGCUCAGUCUCAGGAUGGGAAUUUCUUUCAGAGUAGACCUCUGUUCACCCUCUUGGCUGUCCGGCCUCUGUGGAUAGGCUCUUUCAUAACUUGAGUUUCUGCCGCAGCUUGAGCAGGAAGGAAUUUGGACAUUCAUUUGGGUAGUCUGAGAAAGAGGACGAGCUGUGAAGCCAAGGUAUGGGAUUCAGCCUGCAUCUGUCCAUAGAACAAAGCAUCUGAGCCGGGGAAUGGCUCAGUGGGUGAAAUGCUUGCUGGGUCUAGAUUCCCAGGACCCGUGAAAAGCCGGGUAUGUGAUGGAACACAUCCCCAACAUGGGGAAGUGAACGCAGGCAGAUCCGGGAGUUUGCUAGCAAGCAUUCGAACUGGAACAGGGAGCUCCAGGGUCAGUGAGCGAUUGUCUCACACAUAUGAGAGCAGUACACACACACACACACACACACACACACACACACACACACACACAUGUGUCCAGGCAUGCACAUGCAUAGAAGAGAUCAUCUCAUGAGCAUGAGGUAAGAGAUGGAUAAGGAGAAUGGGUUAGUGGUAGACUUGCAAAGGAAGAAGUAACCCACUGAUUUCUGUUUUAUAGGGUGUGGGGCCAUGCUUGUGGACUUUGCUGAUCUCUGAUGUAAAAACCUCCACCAGAGCUGAGGAAGCUCAAGUCUCAGCGUAAGGCAUGGGCCAGGGGGCCAUGGUGACCUGAGACCAGUGGAUUCUGUCCAUUGCAACCUGUUGCUCCUUCUGCCUUCCCUAUCCUAUACUGAAAGGGCUUGUGUCCAUCUCAUCAGGGAACUGACCCUAAGAGAAUCCCUUUCCUGUAUUUUUCUAUUCUUCUGCCCUACCAAGACCAUUGCAGCCCAGAGCUCCUACCUCCCAUCUCCUGAGGUGGUCCCCGCCGCUUCCUCCUUUCUCCUCGCCAUGCUCCAGCUGUGGAAGGUGGUACGCCCUGCCCGGCAGCUGGAGCUGCACCGCCUCAUACUGCUGCUGAUAGGCUUCAGUCUUGUCUCCAUGGGGUUCCUGGCUUACUAUGUGUCCACCAGCCCCAAGGCCAAGGAACCCUUGCCUCUGCCCUUGGGAGACUGUAGCAGUGGGGCAGCUGGCCCUGGCCCUGUACGGCCACCAGUCCCACCUCGACCCCCUAGGCCUCCAGAAACAACCCGAACGGAACCCGUGGUCCUUGUGUUUGUGGAAAGUGCAUACUCACAAUUGGGCCAGGAGAUUGUGGCCAUUUUGGAGUCUAGUCGUUUUCGUUAUAGCACUGAGCUAGCACCUGGCCGAGGGGAUAUGCCCACGUUGACUGAUCAUACCCAUGGCCGCUAUGUCUUGUUCAUCUAUGAAAACCUUCUGAAGUAUGUCAACUUGGAUUCCUGGAGUCGAGAACUGCUGGACCGGUACUGUGUGGAGUAUGGUGUAGGCAUCAUUGGCUUCUUCCGAGCCCAUGAACAUAGCCUACUGAGCGCCCAGCUUAAGGGCUUUCCCCUUUUUCUAUACUCAAAUUUGGGGCUUCGGGACUACCAAGUGAAUCCUUCAGCCCCACUACUGCAUCUCACCCGCCCCAGCCGCUUGGAGCCGGGCCCUCUGCCUGGUGACGACUGGACCAUCUUCCAGUCCAAUCACAGCACCUACGAGCCAGUGCUCCUUGCCAGCCAUCGGCCAGCUGAGCCCCCUGUGCCAGGACCGGUGCUUCGGCGGGCCCGGCUCCCCACUGUGGUCCAGGACUUGGGGCUUCAUGAUGGCAUUCAGCGGGUGCUGUUUGGACACGGCCUUUCUUUCUGGCUUCAUAAACUUGUUUUUGUUGACGCUGUGGCAUACCUCACUGGGAAGCGCCUCUGCCUUGACCUUGACCGCUACAUCUUAGUGGACAUCGAUGACAUCUUUGUGGGCAAAGAAGGUACUCGCAUGAAGGUGGCUGAUGUUGAGGCUCUGUUGACCACCCAGAACAAACUCAGGACCUUAGUUCCCAACUUUACCUUCAACCUGGGCUUCUCGGGCAAGUUCUACCAUACUGGGACCGAAGAGGAGGAUGCAGGGGACGACAUGCUGCUGAAGCACCGCCAGGAGUUCUGGUGGUUUCCUCACAUGUGGAGCCACAUGCAGCCACACCUCUUCCACAACCGCUCUGUGCUGGCUGACCAGAUGAGGCUCAACAGACAGUUUGCUUUGGAGCAUGGGAUUCCUACUGAUCUGGGAUAUGCUGUGGCCCCCCACCACUCGGGCGUGUACCCCAUCCACACGCAGCUCUAUGAGGCCUGGAAAUCUGUAUGGGGCAUCCAGGUGACCAGCACUGAGGAGUAUCCUCAUCUCCGCCCUGCCCGCUACCGCCGUGGCUUCAUUCACAAUGGCAUCAUGGUGCUCCCCCGGCAAACAUGUGGCCUCUUCACCCACACGAUCUUCUAUAAUGAGUAUCCUGGAGGUUCUCGUGAGCUAGAUCGGAGCAUCCGAGGUGGAGAGCUCUUCCUGACAGUGCUGCUUAAUCCGAUCAGCGUCUUUAUGACCCAUCUAUCCAACUACGGAAACGACCGUCUGGGCUUGUAUACCUUUGAGAGCCUGGUGCGCUUCCUCCAGUGCUGGACGCGACUGCGCCUGCAGACCCUUCCUCCUGUCCCUCUUGCACGAAAGUACUUUGAACUUUUCCCUCAGGAGCGAAACCCCCUUUGGCAGAACCCCUGUGAUGACAAGAGGCACAAAGAUAUCUGGUCCAAGGAGAAAACCUGUGAUCGUCUCCCCAAGUUCCUCAUUGUGGGACCACAGAAGACAGGCACCACCGCUGUUCACUUCUUCCUGAGCCUGCACCCAGCUGUGACAAGCAGCUUUCCCAGCCCCAGCACCUUUGAGGAGAUUCAGUUCUUCAAUGGCCCUAAUUACCACAAGGGUAUUGACUGGUACAUGGACUUCUUCCCUGUCCCUUCCAAUGCCAGCACCGACUUCCUCUUUGAAAAAAGUGCCACCUACUUUGACUCAGAGGUUGUACCACGGCGGGGGGCUGCCCUUUUACCAAGAGCCAAGAUCAUCACCGUGCUCAGCAACCCUGCUGACAGGGCCUACUCCUGGUACCAGCACCAGCGAGCACAUGGAGACCCAGUUGCUUUGAACUAUACGUUCUACCAAGUGAUUUCAGCCUCCUCUCAGGCCCCCCUGGUACUGCGCUCCUUGCAGAACCGUUGUCUCGUUCCUGGCUACUAUUCUACCCAUCUGCAACGCUGGCUGACUUACUAUCCCUCUGGACAGUUGCUGAUUGUGGAUGGGCAGGAGCUUCGUAUCAACCCAGCAGCCUCAAUGGAGAUCAUCCAGAAGUUCUUGGGUAUCACCCCCUUUCUGAACUACACGAGGACCCUCAGGUUUGAUGAAGAUAAAGGAUUCUGGUGCCAGGGACUUGAAGGUGGUAAGACUCGUUGCCUGGGGAAAAGCAAAGGCCGGAGAUACCCAGACAUGGACCUGGAGUCUCGCCUUUUCCUUACCAACUUUUUCCGGAACCAUAAUUUGGAACUAUCAAAGCUGCUGAGCCGGCUUGGACAGCCAGCCCCCUUGUGGCUUCGGGAAGAAUUGCAGCAUUCCAGUGUGGGCUGAUGCCCCCGCCUUCCCAUACCAGCAAAAAGCCUGCUGCUUCACUGAGGGGCAAGCCUUACUUAGAGCAGGGCCCACAAGGGGGAUUAGCGUGGCCUGGCCCGUUACCCCUCUACCUCAGUGCCCCCCCCCCCACUGGAAUGGCUGAAAAGGGCAUCCAUCAUCCCUUUCCCGUAGUUUGGGGGCUUCCCUUGGUACCCUGUACUAGGUACCUUUGACCUAUGAACCUGGGAGGUGAGGAAGAGAGGGUCCAGGGAGGGGGGUAGAAGAAUGUAUUAAUUCGGUGAUUUCCCUCUUCAUCCCUAGCAGUUUAUCUGUCUAUGCGUACCCAUGAGAGGGCCCUUUAAUCAGACAGUGGGAUCUACCUGUGGCCUGGCCUCCCUAGUGUCAUUCACAUUGAAUGGGGAUGAGGUCGGACAGUUGCUCAUAGAGCUGAAUAUGAGCCCCAGCUGUGGGCUAGAAAUGUCCUUAAUAAACAUCCUUAUUUUUCUGUUU